CAACGUGUGUGACGUUUUACGUAAUUGAGUGCCAUUAUUUAGCCGUUUUUACAAAGAUGUUUUUAAAGGGGUUAAUACUUUUGGCGACAGUCGCUUGUGCACAUAGCCGUGUGCUCACAUAUUUCCGACCGACAAAACACGUGGACUUGCAACCAUCGGGCACUUUUCUACAUGCAGAGCCUCAUCUAGGAUUCGAACAUCACCACAUAUCCGAAGACGAACCCGUCGACUACUAUGCCUACCCGAAAUACGAAUUCAAAUACGGAGUCAACGAUUUUCACACAGGUGACAUUAAGACCCACUACGAAACUCGAGACGGAGACGUUGUCAAAGGUCAAUACACAGUGGUCGAGCCCGACGGUUCGAUUCGCACCGUGGACUACACCGCCGACAAAUACAACGGAUUCAAUGCGAUCGUGCACAAGACCGCUCCCAUAUCACCUCACGAGGCUUAUUCCAAUAUGUGCCGGUUACAGUGUUUGUUUUUUGUGGCUUUAGUUGGAAUCGUUCAAUCUAAGCCACAACAAGGAGUGUUGAAUCCCGAGUUACCGAAUGGAGUUAAAUAUUACAACUCACCGAAGUAUGCUUUCAACUAUGGCGUCGCUGACCCUAAUACUGGUGACGUGAAAUCACAACAUGAAACCAGAGAUGGAGAUGUUGUUAAAGGUCAAUACUCUCUUGUAGAACCAGACGGUUCUGUUCGCACGGUCGACUAUACCGCUGACUCACUCCACGGCUUCAAUGCUGUGGUUUCCAAAAGCGGCCCGAAUGUGCAUGCAACACCUGCUCGAGUUGCACCACCCGCUCAAGUGGCACCUCCCGCUCCAAUUGCACCUGCAGUCUUACCCUCACCACUACCUAAAGUACAACCCACCGUACAACCUACCAUACAACCGGCAGUGCAGUAUGUGCCCAAGCCUGUACCCGUACCAGUAGAGGUCCCGAGGAACGUUCAGCCAGUGUACCCAACACAGGUGUACCCUCAACAAACGUUCCCGCAACAGGUGUACCCUCAGCAAGCUUACCCUCAGCAAGCUUACCCUCAGCAAGCUUACCCACAGCAAGUGUACAACGACCAAGCCUUCCCACAGGUUUAUCCUUCACCAGGACCACUUAGCAAACUGUAUGAGCGUCUGCUGUACAAACGUCUCACAGACUUCGUCUCAUCCAGGGGUAUUCUCAUCGAUGAAUGA
Molecule: messenger RNA, 1193 nt
Organism: Bombyx mandarina (wild silkworm)
Lineage: Eukaryota; Metazoa; Arthropoda; Insecta; Lepidoptera; Bombycidae
Source: RefSeq, a predicted model, not a curated record